AAUUAUUACGAUAAAUUCGAUAUCAGGAGAUAAGAACUGGGUGAUUAAUCCGAGUGAUACGAUCCUGGCGCCCGGUCCCGUAGCGGUGGACAUAGCCGCGGAAGAUGGAAGGAAAGCGCACGGGACCGCACAGUUCAGUCGCCUUUUACCGGCCUUACCGAGAGGAUCGGAUCGUUGCAGAUCGGCGUGCGCGUACGUACGACUCCCUUCGAGAGGUAUAACGUAGAGCGAGAGAGGCCGAUGAUACUGUAAAACGUACAAAGAGGGACGACAAGUAAAUAAAAUAUAAAAGGAAAGGGAAAGGAAACAAAAAGAAAAGAAAAGAAAAGGAAGGGAAAGGAAAGGAAAGGAAAGAAAAGGGAAAAUAAAAGAAAAAGAAAAGGAAAGAGAAAAGAAAAGAAAAGAAAAGAAUAGAAAAGAUAAGAAAGAAAAAUUGAGAAGAGGAAGAUAUAAAAAAAAAAGAAAAAGGUUUACCACCUUAGAAAGUUUUGUACAGGAUCAAUCUAAGAAUGAAAUUCUUCCUCUGCCUGGUUGAAGAAGGCAGCGGUAGUAGAUGUUCUAUAAAAUUUAUUCGAAACAAUUAUCUUGAUUCUAAAAGAAAACGACAAGGGCGUUUGUGGCGGAACGAUAGCAGCAUAAGCUGCUACGACGCUUGAGAAGAAGGGACACCCUUGUAAGCUGAUUUUCUUUCUUUCUUUAUUUCUCUCUCUCUCUCUCUCUCUCUCUCUCUCUUUCUACCUCUAUCUCCUCCUCUCUCUCUCUCUCUCUCUUCCUCUCUUUCUCUCUUUCUCUCUUUCUCUCUCUCUCUCUCUCUAUUUGUCUGUCUGUCUGUCUGUCUGUCUGUCUGUCUCUCUUUUUAUCGAAGAGAAACGCAAGACAACCAACGCGUUUUAUAGAGAGAAACAGUGCGUGUGAAAGAGAAAGAGAGAGUGAUCAAAAGAGAAAAAUAAUAAUUCUCACGCCGGCGAACGUUCGGAAGAGGGGAAAUCAAUCGUUAAUUCCAUCGUUCAUUUUCGAAUCUCUCCUCGAAUCGGUAUUACUACUAUACUACGGUAUUAUCCGUCUCUCUCUUUCUCACUUGUCCUAAAACCGCGAGAUUCGAACUCGCGCCAAAGUGCGUUCCACAGUGGAUACUACUACUAUCUCGCAUUUGGAUUACGACACGAAGUGGUGGCUGUCAGGUAAUAUGCCAGUGCCUGUAUGGGAUUGCCCGGAACUGGGCCCUAUGGACGAAGCCCUGGAAACAGCAAGCGUCGUUUCGGAGGAUAUCUGGAAGAAGUUCGAUUUGGACUUCCCAUUGGAUAUCUAUUCCAACCGAUCGUAUGACGAGACCGUUCUUCCUGAGCUUAUCUAUGACAAAGUUACGUGUAUGGCAUCUCGUGAGAUUCGUCAUCAUGAUUGUAUGUGGGCCGGUUUGUGUAUCAGCAAAGAACACAAUAGAACCUUGCCUGCUAAGAAAGAUUCUCAGUUACAAAAGAAAAUACCAGCUGGUAGGAGUUUGCUAAUAUCACGUGCUAGUACAUCAGCACGUUCCUUGAUGAAUGCUCAGCAACAACAUCAAGCGUUACAACAACAACAACAACAACAACAAUUGCUGCAACAACAACAACAACAACAACAACAGCAGCAGCAGCAACAACAACAGCAGCAACAACAACAGCAACAACAACAACAACAACAACAACAAUCAUCACAAUCUCAGAAAUGUCGUGUGAAGAGUUUAGAAAGUGAUGGAGAUUCCACAAGACCAGACACACCACCAACAUCGACGUCUGAUACAGAUACAGACGACGAAGUUCCUGUCUUUAGACAUGAUCAGAUCAAUAUACACGAGAAGCUAUCGGAAUGUAUGUCCGAAUCGAUCAUUAGGGCGGCGCCAGUAAGCGAAGUUACGGGUCAGCUUGUCAGACGAUUUUAUGACAGAAGGAAAGAGGAAGAAAACAAUCAACAACCGAACUUGAGAAAUACCCUUAGCGAUCAUUGCUAUCAUCUUAAUCAUCCCGCUUAUAAGAGGCUCGAGAAUCUUGGCGUUCAGACACCUUCAGAAUCCGAAGAAGAAGAGAUUGACGUAGUGACAUUCGAAAAGCCUAGUCGAGCGAGCAAUUUAGCUAACAAAAAUGAACAACAACAGAAUCAAUAUUAUCAACAAAAUAAUCAUCACCAUCAGCACCACCAACAGCAUCACAAACAGCAGCAACAGCAACAGCAACAGCAACAGCAGCAGCAGCAACAGCAGCAACAGCAACAGCAGCAGCAGCAGCAGCAGCAACGCCCACAGCGAUCAACAAAUGUGAAAGAAAAGAAAGGCACGACAGCAACGACGAUACAAGCACCCAGACCACGAGGCAGGCCGCCGGCAAAUGCUACAACACGAAAACGAAAUCUGUCUGCUAGUACUCCUGCUGUCGAUAAACAAGCCAAAAGAAAUUGUACCAGAAACACUCAAAGAAGAAAAAAGACAACGAAAAGCAAAGGUGGCGCAGCCUCGAAAAGUUCGUCGGAAGAUGAAUUGGAUACCGAGAAGAGGAGUCUUCAUAACAAUAUGGAACGACGGAGACGAGUCGAACUUCGGCAUUUCUUCGAGGAUCUUCGUCGUUUAGUGCCCGCUGUUGAAUUUAAAGAGAAAGCAGCGAAAGUGACAAUCCUGAGACAAGCUGCACUAUUUUGCGAUGUUCUCGCUCAUUCAUUCAUCAACAAUCAGAUUAAGAUUUCUGAAUUAUCGAAGGAACAGAUACUAUUGAGGGCCAGGCUAAAGUAUCUUAGAUAUAAUCUUGCUCGGAGGCGUUAAA
Messenger RNA from Vespa velutina, 2789 nucleotides. It is a transcript of the gene Myc, whose product is annotated as ras-interacting protein RIP3-like. The record is from RefSeq and is a predicted model, not a curated record. Gene Ontology annotation, biological process: regulation of transcription by RNA polymerase II. The transcript is spliced from 3 exons. Gene Ontology annotation, molecular function: RNA polymerase II cis-regulatory region sequence-specific DNA binding; DNA-binding transcription factor activity, RNA polymerase II-specific; protein dimerization activity. The coding region runs from base 1187 to 2788 and encodes 533 amino acids. Lineage: Eukaryota; Metazoa; Arthropoda; Insecta; Hymenoptera; Vespidae.